GUCAGUCUGCGGGGCUGGGAGCCUGGCGCUGCUGGGAGAGCAGAUUAUGAAGCGGCGCCCUCAACAGCGGCAGUCUCCUCUCGCUUGUCUCAAUGGCUGCACACGCGUUCCUCCUGUGCUCUGUCGCCCUGCUGUCUGCGCUGUGCCGGCCCGGCCUCUCCUUCACCGACGAGGACUCGCAGCCUGGACUUACCUUUGACGAAGUGCCUGAAAUACUGGACAUAAGCGAUGACAAUCCUCACCAAGCUACCAGAAUCACAUCAACUCAAGAUGGUGGGUACGGCUUGGAAAGUGAACAGGUUAGUUUGACGCCUGAAGAGGAAAACCCACUCAGGAGAAUACUGCAGCCAUUUAACUUGCAUCAGCCAGGGAUGUCCCAGAGCAAGAGGAAGCUACUGCAGUCUUUGAUGGGCCCCUAUGGGCCCCUAAGUGUGUCCUACAAUGGGAAGACCUGCAUUCUGUUCAAAGCCAAGCGCCUGGCCAUCCGCUACAGGAACCACACGUUCAUAGACCUGACAGAGAGGAUCUUCAGCCCCGGCUCACCCGUGGACACCAAGGGCUCUAUCUGCACUAAGGAGAAGGCGACGCUUUCAUUACGGUUCGGUGACGUGGAGGACCUGCGAGGACUAGUGAUCCGGCUCCAGAUGUCCAACACAUUUUACGAGGCGGCGGGGCAGAACUGGUUUACCCUGGAUAGUGUUCACAUCCACUACAACUGGACGCAGGAGGCCACGUUCAACGCCAGCGAGAUCUACGCCCCUGCCACUUCCUCCUACCAUUGCCAGCAUGUCAGCAGCUUGCAUAAAUAUGACACCCUGCUGGUGCCAACCUCCCACACGGACACAUCGGCUAACUGGCACAUCACUUUUACAGACUUCCAGAUCCAGGCCUUCAACGUGCAGUCGGAGAAGUUUGCGUCGGCCAGCGACUGUGCCACCUUCCUGACCCCGGCCAUCCUGAUGGGCCUGGUGACCUCUCUCAUCCUGCUCCUGGUGCUGGCCUACGCCCUGCAUAUGGUGGUCCACCUGAAGCACAUCGACCGCUACGAGGAGCAUAAAGCCACCGUCUACUUCCCUCGCAGUCCAGAAGCAGAGCUCCCCGACAAGAACAGCCUGUGAAGGGGGGAGGGGACGCGCCGCAACAGGGGUAGCGAUGAAGAGAGAGAAACUAAAAGAGGGGCGAAAAGACUGAACGAGAGGCGGGGGUGCAAGUGGGUAAAAAGAGGAAAAGAGUAUCCGGCACAGAGGUUUCCAAUGCAAUGAAGGCAUUAUGGCCUGUUUAAUUGGAAUCAAAUGGUCAGUAUUGUAAAGUGGAAGGGAUGGUGGGACUGUGCUUUGGAUAUUUUUUCUGCUCUUUUUAUGGACCUGCAUCUUGGCAUCCAUUUUUUAUAAGCCGAAUGGAUGUUUCAAUACCCUUUCCCAGAUAAGUUCAUGAUCUUAGGACCGAAGGUCAGAGACGAGACCGGGGACCCUGAAGGGCAACAGCAUUACCCAGCUUUUACCCCAGCCGGGUGUAAAAAAGGCAUCAACAACUUCGCAACUGCAGCUAAUAAUGCUAAAAACAUCUGGUGUUCCUGGUUCAACAUCUGUACUACAUGGCUUCUCUGUGUCACAUUACAAGCAUCCAUGUCACACGUCAAAACUUUUUACACAUCCAGCUUCCAACACAGUGAUUCUAUUCAAGUACAGCUUCGAUAUAUAACUUCCACAUACACUUUUAUAGCUGCGAUAGCCAUUAGCUGCAUGCUAUGAUACGUUGAUCUAUUUGGCCUGGCACAGUGUUUCCUAAUAUUACAGAAUACAGAUAGUCUUGCAUGACUUGCAGCUUAAUAAUACUACAAUGUGGGAAUGGAUGAGGAAUGACUGCAGGGAGUGUGUGACGAAGCGGGGGGGGGGGGAGUAUCAGGAACCACUGGUCUAGCGUCCAGCUGGAGUGAACAGACCAGCACUAUCAGCCCUUCAGAGCCUCUGGCGUCUCUCAAUCCAAUCCCUGGACAAGACUGCUGCUUGGACUUAACUGUGCAAAGGCCUUUUACAGCCCGCCGGGGAGGCAGGGACGGGACAGGGGAGGGGGGACGGGGCGAGAGGAUGCGGGGGUCGGGUGGGUGUUUAUUCUGAAAACUUAGCACAAUAUUUGGGAGCCGCGUACGGCUGCUACCAAACAAACUCUCAAACAAAAGACAUUACAAAAGAACACUUUGUUGCACAAGAUGGCCGCUCUGAGGGCGACGGGACGGGACGGGGGGGUCCGAGAGUAUCGAGGCGGUAUGAGGGCCGGGAGGGAGGUUGCUGGGUCCUCCUCAUACACCACCAGGUGCACCGCCCACACCACCGGGUUCGACUGCCAAAGCGACGCGACGAGGCGUUGCCGUGGACACGAUGUGAAGAACGGAGAAAGACAAUACGAUCAUGGAAGCUAUAAGUCACAGCUAUGUAAAACAAAACACGACAAAAUGGAAAAAACAUGACAAAAAAAUGACAUACGUGUACAGAAGUGUCACUCUCCGGAGGUCCUUUUUUUUUUUAUAUACAAACUGUAAUCAUGAAAUACUACUAGGUACAGGACGACUAUGCUAAUCCUCAUAACCAAAAAGGAUACAAAGCUGUAGAUACAUUAAUAUCUCUAUACGAGCAUAGCUGUUUACUAACUUCAGAUAUUGCACAAAUAAUAAACAUAGGUACAAGUACAGAAUUGUUCUAUGGGGGAUUGGUUAAAGUGAUAAUGCAUUUGAGUUUUCUACAAACUGUCUGUCUUAUAUUUGUCCGAGCUGUGCCAGGCAAUUGUAAGGUUUAAUUCAAACUGUAAAUUACAGUACAAACCCCUACCCUAGAAAGAGCACACUACGGAAUGCUGUCCGACCACUGGAACCGAGAGGCCCUUAUAGUCCAGAUCCACAUUUGCAGUGGUUAAUGCAUCAGUAUGUCAUUGCUACUGAGCAACAAAAAAAAUAAAACAUUCAGCAUGACAGUAAAUAGAUAUCUUAACAUUGGAUAUGGCAGUUCUGUUCAUCUGUAGCAGUGUGAAAUGUUUUUUCUUUUCUUCUGUUGUCAUCAAUGUAUCCUACAAACUAUGAAGCAGACGGGGCAGUUUGUCAAUGGACCAACUGGUGUAGAUUGAACAAUAAACAGUAUUCGAAGA
Messenger RNA from Gadus macrocephalus (Pacific cod), 3138 nucleotides. RefSeq names its product ATPase H+ transporting accessory protein 1 like b (gene atp6ap1lb). Gene Ontology annotation, cellular component: proton-transporting V-type ATPase complex. NCBI's taxonomy places the organism in Eukaryota, Metazoa, Chordata, Actinopteri, Gadiformes, Gadidae. The transcript has 7 exons. Bases 93 to 1118 code for a protein of 341 amino acids. The record is from RefSeq and is a predicted model, not a curated record.